AUGAAGAUAUCGCUUGCCCUGGCCUUCGGGCUAGGAGCUUCAUUGGCGGAAUCCGCCGCUGUUUUCGCUCACUUUAUGAUGAGUAAUGCCCAGAACUACACUGCCGAUACGUGGGCAUUCGAGAUGAAAUAUGCCAAAGAGGCAGGCAUCGAUGCAUUUGCAAUGAACAUCGCCUACAACGAGAAAGUUUCGUUGGGCCAAAUGUCAAACAUGCUCCAAGCCGCAUCAGGGCAACAAUUUCCAUGGUUCUUUUCCUUUGACUAUGCUGGAAAUGGAGCGUUCCCGAAGCAAACUGUUAUUGAUAUGUUGAAAGAGUAUGGACCUACCAAGUAUUACUACAAGUAUAAUGGAAAGCCAUUUGUUUCUACGUUCGAAGGUCCUGGCAAUGCACUCGACUGGAGUGUCAUCAAAGCCCAGACAGGUUGCUUCUUCAUGCCGGACUGGUCAUCACUUGGCGCAAAAGAAGCGGUAGGAAGAGGUACUGCUGAUGGACUCUUUUCUUGGGCAGCUUGGCCUUGGGGAAAUCAUGAUAUGGACACAUACACUGACUCGUCGUAUACCCAUUUCCUGGGUGGCUUACCCUACAUGAUGCCUGUGUCGCCUUGGUUCUACACGAACGUACCAUUCUACGGAGGUAAAAAUUGGCUCUGGCGUAGUGAUCAUCUCUGGUUCGAUCGUUGGAACGAAGUCAACUGGCUCAAGCCAGAGUUCGUUGAAAUUAUCUCGUGGAACGACUACCCAGAAUCACAUUACAUUGGACCACUACGGCCUGAAGCUAUGGGAGCCUUUACCACAGGCAAAGCACCGUACAAUUAUGCAACUGAUAUGCCUCAUGAUGGAUGGAGAGCAUUCCUUCCAUACCUUAUCACGUUGUACAAGACUGGCACAGCAACAGUCACAAAAGAAGGCCUGCAAACAUGGUACCGAAUCAAUCCAAAAGAUGCAUGUGGAACUGGUGGGACAAGUGCCAAUACUGCCAGUCAGAUACAACUCGAAUUUGCGCCAAGCGAGGUUCUGGCUGAUGAGAUUUUCUUCUCUGCCUUGCUUGGAUCUCCAGCAGACGUGACCGUGACUAUCGGAGGUGCAAGCGUUGCAGCGAAAUGGUCCACAGUCCCUGAUGGUAACGUUGGUGUGUAUCAUGGGAGCGUUCCAUUCGGGGGCCGCACUGGUGCUGUCGUUGUGACCAUCAAAAGAAACGGUGCGACGAUUGCUAUCGUCAAUGGACGAUCGAUUACCACAGGCUGUACAAAUGGAAUCGCCAAUUACAACGCAUGGGUUGGAUCUGCCAUGUCAGCCUCUUCAAUCUCUGCCACACCGCCACGCAAGCGUUCCGAGCAAGUUUGUGUAAAGGGAACUGGCGCCAAUAACUUUGCUGGAUUGUGCGCAUUUACAUGUCAAUAUGGCUACUGCCCCCCAGAGGCAUGUGUCUGUCUAGCAUUAGGAAAACAAGCCACGCUACCAAAGGAAACUGGAACACCGGGCUUUCCUGCUGCCGGCUUGAGCGAGGCUUACAGUGGACUGUGUCGCUAUGCUUGCAAUUACGGCUAUUGCCCUACAGGAGCCUGCAGUACUACAAAACAGCCUCUAAUCGUGCCUACCGUCUCCGAGUUUGCACCGCCCGUGUGCAUCAAAGGCACUGGCAGUGGAAACAUUAAAGGUCUUUGCGAAUUCGCCUGUAAUUACGGCAACUGUCCCAUGGCUUCGUGUAAAUGUCUUGCUACCGGAGCUCUGAAUGCCUUCCCUGCAUUCACACCGCUCACUGCCUCGGCAGCUGAUGAUCUCGAUGGACGACUGUACAACGGGCUGUGUCAAUUUUCCUGUUCUUAUGGAUAUUGCCCCGCUGAAGCCUGCAAGGUUGCUCAAGGUGGUCAGGGAGGAAUCUUUACCCCUAAGCCUUUGGGUCCCGAGUCAUCCUGUGAUGAUAUAUCAAAAACUACCCUCAGUCGCGAUAUGUGGGAUCAAGUCGAUGCCACGACAGAGCUUUCACAAUGGUGGAGCGCAAACGCGUAUACAACCGAUUAUUGCAAGGACUUGGCGAGACCUUUGGGUAUUGGAGAGCAAAUGACUUGCCGAACAGAUGCCCCAUGCUCUCGCCCAAACUGCAAUGACAUGGGGCCAGCCCAGUACGAAUCUGGCUCUGGAUGGGCAUAUUUGGUUCUGCUGUCCUGCGCGAAUUUGAACAUCGGAUUCAAUAUUCUCUACAACUCAGUCUUCAAGAGUUGGACAGCCUUCGCAGCGUUGAAGAGCCAAUUGGAAGACACUUUCUUCUUUGACGAUAGCGACGCAUGGAAGAAUCUGCUUCUCAAAGAGAUUUUAUUUGGUGUUGCUGGCGCCAUGACUAUUAUUGCCACCGCAGCAGGUCCUUUCCUAGGUGUUUGGGGAGCUGUAGCGGCUGCUAAUGCAGCUUCUGCCGUCAGUUCUUCGGUCGUCGGAAUCACAUUGACCAUGAAAGACUCAGAUGCUACAGUUCAAAAUCUGAUCACCCUAGAGAAUACCGCCAGAGACUUCGUCUCGACCAUGUCAACGGGUAUCGACACUGCCAACACCGGGUUUAUCAGUGAUGGUCAUGCAGAGGGGAUUGCCACAACCAGGAUUUUCGAUGACGGAUACUGGCUUGUUUCCAAGCAAAUCCCGAUCCUCAAUACCGAUACCAAAUUGACGAUGUUCAAAGCCACCGAAAUCGACGAUUACUUCGCGAAUAUGAUCCAAGCCAGUCUUGUCAAUGCAGCAUGGAAAAAGCAGAAUGUCUAUAUCUUCUGCAUACCAAUGACAAAGGCCGAAUUUGAUAGUACUACGGUUGAGGCUGGUAACAACAAUGCUGGUUUGAAAUAUUAUGAGUCAAAGUACGGAAAAGGAUGUUAUUUCCAAAGCGCAUUCGUCGAUCCUGGGAAACUGCUCGAACCUGUCUCUCUUUGCCGGAACCCACCAGGAUGGGACGACCUGAAGCCUGGAUCCUCUACCAAGAAGUUCAACACCCAAGAUAUUCUUGCAGGAAGUAUCGAAUCGUUCUACAACAACAACGGAGCCGGUGGAGGUUUCAAUUACCAACCUGAUGACAAGCACGUUUUCGCACUGUGGGAUGAAUUCGGCCAUGACUCUUUGUCCUACAAGUACCCUGGUAUCUGGAACAUCCCUAUCUGUGAAUUCCCACUCAAUAUCUCGGCCAAGAAAACCGUCAAGAGCAUGGUAGGCGUCCUGAACGAACCGGGAUGGGGAACAUCGUAUGCUCCAAGUUGGUGCUACUGCAUAAACAACCCUGACAGAUUUGGAAAAACACUCAAGGACGUUACGACUUUGUCGAAGUUCGAUAUCAAGACCGCAUGCGCAGGAAUCACGUCGACUCCGGGCUAA
This is a messenger RNA of Cadophora gregata, 3351 nucleotides long. RefSeq lists its product as uncharacterized. The record is from RefSeq and is a predicted model, not a curated record. Bases 1 to 3351 code for a protein of 1116 amino acids. Gene Ontology annotation, biological process: mating projection tip cell wall disassembly. Lineage: Eukaryota; Fungi; Ascomycota; Leotiomycetes; Helotiales; Ploettnerulaceae. The transcript has 31 exons. Gene Ontology annotation, molecular function: glucan endo-1,3-alpha-glucosidase activity.